Messenger RNA from Melanotaenia boesemani (Boeseman's rainbowfish), 3434 nucleotides. RefSeq names its product nucleophosmin 1b (gene npm1b). Gene Ontology annotation, biological process: chromatin remodeling; regulation of centrosome duplication; positive regulation of transcription by RNA polymerase II. The transcript has 11 exons. The record is from RefSeq and is a predicted model, not a curated record. Gene Ontology annotation, molecular function: histone binding; chromatin binding; RNA binding. NCBI's taxonomy places the organism in Eukaryota, Metazoa, Chordata, Actinopteri, Atheriniformes, Melanotaeniidae. Gene Ontology annotation, cellular component: centrosome; ribonucleoprotein complex; cytoplasm. Bases 31 to 933 code for a protein of 300 amino acids.
UUUCCGGAAGUCUUACCACUCGCUUCAAAGAUGGAGGACGAAAUUUUAGACUUUAGCAGACCUCAUAUGUACUUGUUUGGUUGUACCUUGAAAUCGGAUAAACGGGAGUUCAGAGUUGACAUAGACGACGAUGAUGCAGAGCAACAGCUGUCACUCAAAGCAGUGUGUCUUGGAGCUGAUGCUGAGGACAAAUUUCACAUGGUGGAAGUCGAAGGGCUAACGUACGACGCAAAGACCACCAAAGUGCCGCUAGUUGUACUGAAACCUUCUGUCCUCCCUUCUAUGAAUCUAGGUGGGUUCGAAAUCACUCCUCCAGUUACCUUUCGCCUCCUUUCUGGCUCCGGACCAGUUCAUAUCAGUGGGCAGCAUUUUGUUAGUGUGAAGGAUUCAGACGAUGAAGAAGAAGAGCACAACACGUCGCCCGUGAAGCGGCCUGCAAACCUGACAUCAGGGAAAAAGCCUCCAUUGAAAAAACUAAAAAUGGAGUCGGAUGAGGAUGAAGACGAUGAUGAUGAUGAAGAAGACAGUGAUGAAGAUGAUGAUGAUGAUGAUGAUGAUGACAGUGAUGAAGAUGAUGUGAAGCCUCAGAAGAACGUGGAAAAAGUGCUCAGUAAAAGCCCAGAGUCUACAUCUAAGAAACCCAACAAGUCACCUGUGAAACAGAACGGCCCUGCAGAAAAACCAUCAGGAUCAGCAGUUAAAUCUCAGAUAAAGAAAAAUGCUCCAGGAAAAGACAAACCUCAAGCUGGCCCGUCUAAAGCUCCGUCUCUGACUGAGGUAAAGAGCAAGUUGUCAACAGCAGCCAAGGAGGGGAAACCACUACCAAAGACAGAGCAGAAGUUUGAGAACUUUGUGAAGAGUAGUUUUAAGAUCUCAGACAAAAAAGUAAGUGGUCAAGGAUCUCUGGAGUUUUAUGCAAACACUGAAGACUGAGAAGAAGUAACACAAAUUUAUGUUGAAGCAUUUGUAUGUUUUCCUGCCAGACAUUUAAAGGCACAGUCAGCGAAAUUUCCUACUUAGCCAUGUCCUGUCAGCACAGCAGGAAUAUGGUCAGAAGGGCUGAAAUUUGUCAUAUUUGUUAAAGCUGUUAAUGCAUAGAUUCAGGUAUCAUUGUUUUUCUUUUCUUUUUAUUUUAGAUGCAAAGCACCAGUGGAGGUGGCUCACUCACACAUUCAAUCUGUCACGAUUAGCAGACUAUAAAUUUUUCACAAGGGGAAACUUGUAUAUAAAUGGUGCCGUUCAGACAAACUUCAGCCAUAAAAAUCAUUAGCACUACCUGUUAGGGUUUGCAGAUGUUUAUGUUGCUCACUCUAGGAAUAGCCCACCUAAACUUGUGCUGUGUCUUCGUAACAAAAUGUUAAACUGGAUCUUUUCUAAAUGCAACCAACAAGUGAAUAUUCAGGUAAUUGGCUAAAAUCAAAGACUAUAACUGAAGUUUACAAAGCUAAAAUCUGAUUAAACCAAGAAUCUAACUGAAUAGAUUCUGAGUAAUUAAUCAGUGGUAAGGUUUUUUGCACACCAUAUCAUCAGCGGUAUUGUAUAGUCUUGCAAGAAUUCACUAUAGACAAAGAUUCUACACAGGAAGUAUAAGCAGCUACAGUUGUAACUCUUGUUACCUGCAGCCAGGUAGUGUAGCUGUCCAAUAGCAGAGGUAAUUUCCCCAGAUGCAGAGUGAGAUCGGCAUUCCAUCACCUUACACGCUUCACAUGUAGACUGCAGGUCUAGAACAGCUGGUUUCAGGUGCUUUGCAUGUGUGACACCGUGUGUCCACGAUAAUUGAACAAUGCAUAAGGAGAUGUUGCAGAAUGUGCCUUUAAAUAUCUUCUCUGUCACCAGAGGUAAAUCAGAGUCCUGAUAUGUGAGAAUUUGAGCAGUGAAUACAAGUUUGUUGAAGACAGCGUAGACAAGACAGUUGGACAUUUUUUAUAUUAUUAGCCAGUGACAAAAAUGGUUUCUUUUGCUUCUAUUUUUGCUUGUUGACAUGAUGUACAUGAAAUUUUGUCUGGCAUAAUUGCAACUAUUCCAGUUGUACAAACAUUAAUUGUUGCUCCAUUUAGUUAAAUCUUUCAGCUCAGUAUGCAGGGACUGAGUCUUUCCAGCAGCAGAAAGGUUAUUUUUGUUUCCAUCCGCAAGAAAGCAAAUAAACAAAACUAUGCUUAUGGAAAAAAAAAAAUUUAAGGAAAACUCAAUGCAUUAUAGAAACUGUAAAAUAAGGUGAUUGGAUCGUUAACUCGAGGACUACAUUGACAAGACAGCACUUGCACUAUUUUCAGUGUAUUUUAGUCUGUUGUAUGGAACUAAAAGCAGAAAAGCAUUAUAAUAGAAGCAGGUUCUCUUUUUAAUGCAUUGUAAUGACGAUGUAGAGCACGUGAAAAUAACAUCAGGGCAGCAUCAUUGUUUGCUCUCUGGUGUGCCAUUGCUUUGAUGUCAGUGAGCAUGCAGUCAUACUGAGCUUAAAAUGUCUUUGUAAUCCUCUAAUUCCUUUAAGAACCAAAUGUUUGUUGCUGUAUACCAUCCUUAACCUGUGAGACAGUUUGGUUGCAGCUUAUCUGUAAACAGUAUUUCUUUUUAUCUGUUGACUUCUAUUCAUUCAUAUCAUGUAUGUUGCCCUGAUAAUUUACAUACAGCUUAUUUUUGUGUUUGCGGUUGCUUUGAGUCCCUAAUGGUUUUUUUUUUUUUUUUUGCACAAAUUCAGAGCAGAGUCAGUGAUCUUUGGUAAUCCCAUGGCACAAAGCAUUUUUAGGGUAAUGUUUUGCUUUUAUUCACAGAUCUGGCAGCUGAGCAGUUAUGUUUUAAAUUUAUGUUUAAUUUACCCUUGUUAAAAGCUGUUUUUGCAGCUCUGAUCUUUUGUCAUUGUGUUAAUUUAAAAAGUUGUGCUUUAGUUUGGUAUAAAAGUGUUUUUAGUAUUAAUGUCCUUUUUUUACCUUUUUCAACUGCUGUCCUGUUUUUGUUAACUUUUUAUUUUUAUUUGCCAUCCUUUGAUUCUAUCCGUUGAUUAAUUAAUAGGAGGCAAUACGUCCAAAUAUAUGUCCAUACGCCAGCUUUGGCACAAAAUUGGUUUAAAAUGUUGCUUUCAAAUACAGUUUCUAGCCCUAUGUAGUUCAUGUAAUAUUCUUUAUGCUUUGCAGUUAGCUUUAUAGAUAAGUGAUAUUUGAUUUAGACCUAUUUGCAUGCUACUCAACAUGUUAAACAUUAAAUAUGGAAUGGCAUAAUAAAGUUCUCAUGACAUAUUUUGACGCUUAAGUUUUGGUGACCACCCUGAAGAAGUCCUGAGAUUUAUUUUUGUCUGCUCUAUCAAACCAGUAAUUCUCUGUGUGUAUUUCUCAUUGACUUGUAUCCAUAGCCUAAACUGUCAGCCAGAAAGCAAAAUCAAAUGGAUUGUAAUAAACUUUGUACUGUAGUUGAGCCUAAAUUAAAAUGAGUGGCGGGACUGA